ACCAACAUUGAUCACCUUCGUCUUAUUCCCUAGUCCUUACUACCAGAUUUGUGCAUUGUUGUUUUGCCAAUCACCUUUCUCUCUCUCUCACCAUGUCUGAGAAGAAGCACCACAGCCACCACUUUCACCACCACAAGGAGGUAAAACCCGCCGGAGAAAUGACCAAGAAAGACUAUGAGAAACAAGUAAAACACCACAAACACUUAGAGCACGUCGGCAAGCUAGGUGCUGUAGCCGCUGUUACUGUUGCUCGGCAUGAGAAGCAUAUGGCUAAGAAAGACCCUGAGAAUGCUCACAAACACAAGAUCAAAGAGGAGAUUGCAGCAACAGUUGCAGUGGGCAGUAUUGGAUUUGCCAUCCAUGAGCACCAUCAGAAGAAAGAAGCUAAAAAAGAAAAACAAUCAGCUUUCGGGAAGAAACACCAUCUGUUCUGAAACUCAUUUCUCCCCACUAGUUCAUCUCCCCCCCCCUCCCUCUUCCCCUUUUAUUUUCUUUUCUGUUAGUAGUGUCUACGUUGUA
This is a messenger RNA of Telopea speciosissima, 519 nucleotides long. RefSeq names its product abscisic stress-ripening protein 3-like. NCBI's taxonomy places the organism in Eukaryota, Viridiplantae, Streptophyta, Magnoliopsida, Proteales, Proteaceae. The record is from RefSeq and is a predicted model, not a curated record. The coding region runs from base 93 to 434 and encodes 113 amino acids. The transcript has 2 exons.